AUAAAUGUUUAAUAAAGUCCUUUGCUUUUUAGGGAUAAAUUAAUAUCAUCAUCAUUAUAAAUGUUUAAUUAGCAAAUUUGAAAAAUAAUCUAAUUCACCUCUAAACGAAAAAAAUGAUUCCAUGGGAGUGGAUAGGUAUUGGAAACUGCUUGUUUUCCGUAGUCGCCUGUGUGUUUUUAACUAUUUCAUAUGUUGCAAGUCUGUAUGUGUGGAGAACAAAAGAAAACAGAGACCAUCCAAGUACUAUUAAGAGAAGAUUCUUCAGUGUAUUUAUUAUGAUGAUGCUUGCCCCCUUAUUUACAUACUAUUUCCUUAAUAAACCAAUGGAUAUAAGAGAAAUGUACGAAAAAAUGGGUUUAAGAGAAGAGGGAUUUGUUCAAGCCUUAAUAUUACCAUUAUUGCUGACAGUUAUUUUAUUCUUAGGACCACUAUCUAUGCAGUUAUUUUCUGGAGCAUGGAGAAUUUACAUUGAACCAAUGUAUUGGAUAUCAUGUUGGCAAGAUUUAGUUUGGGUUAGAAAUCAUAUUAUGGCACCAUUAAGUGAAGAAUGGGUGUUUAGGGCAUGCAUGAUGCCUUUGUUACUACAGUGUUUGAAUCCAAUGUCAGCAGUUUUUAUUGGACCAUUACUAUUUGGGAUUGCUCAUUUUCAUCAUGUAUUUGAACAGAUUAAGGCUGGAUAUGAAAUAAAGACAGCAUUAAUUGUUUCUUCUUUUCAAUUUACAUACACUACAAUGUUUGGUGCUUAUUCAUCAUUUUUGUUCUUGAGAAGCGGUCAUUUUAUUGCACCAUUAAUGGCCCAUAUAUUCUGCAACCACAUGGGAUUCCCAAACUUUAGUGACGUUGCUCUGUUUCCACCCUUAGAGCGUUUUGUUAUUGUCUGUAAUUAUUUAUUAGGAUUUGGACUGUGGUGCUACCUCUUAAAUCCAAUGACUAGUCCUGAUCUAUAUUAUAAUAAACUAAAUUUUGUUACCUGAGGUAUAGGUACUAAAAACAAUCUUAUAGAUAUGGACUAAUUUAAUAUUUGCGUUAUGGUGGAAGUUCCCAAGUCUGCUAUUUGCAAUAGUAACUAAAUUUGGCAUUCAGAGGCUUCUCUCUGCUAUCCAUUAUUUAUGAGUAAGAUAGUGUUUUUUCUGUUCCAAAACAUUAAAUUUCAAAAUUUACAUAUGUUUAAUGCAAUUUCAUCUAAUAAGGCUCUCAUAUUAACUAGAUGGUGAUGUGUACAUUUUAUAACAUGUUGUUAAUUGACUUUUGUAAACAUUGAUUUCAAGCCAACGGAUACAGGGCAUAUUGUGACAAGGUAAAUUGGGCAAUGUUAAGUUUGAGUAUACAAUACACAAAAUGUG
Pieris brassicae (large cabbage white) is the source of this 1343-nucleotide messenger RNA. It is a transcript of the gene Sras, whose product is annotated as CAAX prenyl protease 2. The record is from RefSeq and is a predicted model, not a curated record. Lineage: Eukaryota; Metazoa; Arthropoda; Insecta; Lepidoptera; Pieridae. Bases 114 to 974 code for a protein of 286 amino acids. The transcript has 6 exons. Gene Ontology annotation, cellular component: endoplasmic reticulum membrane. Gene Ontology annotation, biological process: CAAX-box protein processing. Gene Ontology annotation, molecular function: metalloendopeptidase activity.